CCACAUGUGCUUCUGAGCAGAGGGUUGCAUGGCUAACUACAUUUCUUGUAGAUUUGCCCUCGUGCCUUCUGUAUGUCGCAACUUCAACACUUCACCUGAAGAGAAAAAUCUUUGAUUCCUCCCAGAAAGCUGAUAAGUUUUAUCAACGAUGCCUUACAACAGUGAAAGAACUUUGACCUCUAUAGAUUUGCACUCGCCCUCACAAGUGUGUGUUUCUUUGGCUUUGUAAAUUGAAGAAAAAAGGUGUGAAGAGCCACAUAGAGAUAAGAUUCACGAUGAGCCGCGUCUGGGCUUUGUUCAAAGCUCACCCAUACAUCAGCAACGUUCUGGGAUACACAACGCUGUUUGCCUCAGCCGACCUCAUCCAGCAGGGCGUACUGAGAGGGAAACCUGCCGCAGGGUCUGCAUCGAAGGAUGCACCUGGCAUAGACUGGCAUCAGACGGCUCGGGUGGCGACCGUUGGCUUCUGUUUCCAUGCCAACUUCAACUAUUACUGGCUCAGAGGGCUGGAGAGGAUGCUGCCAGGAGGUGGAGUGAAGGCGGUGGCAGGGAAGGUUGUGGUGGAUCAACUAGUUGCAGCUCCUCUUACAAUCAGUGCCUUUUAUAUUGGUUUAAGUUUAUUAGAACACAAAGAUGACCCUCUUCAAGACUGGCAACAGAAAUUCUGGACAUCUUACAAGGCUGGGGUGGUGUAUUGGUCUACAAUGCAGGCUAUGAACUUUGCAUUUGUUCCACCUGUGGCACGUACAGCGUUCCUGGGAGGUAUCGCACUGACUUUCACAAUCUUCCUGUGUCACCUCAGGCAGCAGCACAACCACAAACCCGAAUGAGCCUCACACCUUUGUGAGACUACUGUAAAAUAAUAGCUGAUGCUUGUUUGGGAGCAAAGGAAAUCUUCGGAAGAAACGAAAGAAACGUCCCCAAGGGAAUAAUUGUUACAUCUCUGUGAAUUCUUUAACCUCAGUUAUUACAGACUAGUAAUCUCAUUCAUACCUCGAUGGUCCUCAGUCUGACCUUAAUCAAAUGUUGACUUUUUGUUUUCAUUUGUUUUUUCUUUUAACAAGAUUUUAGCCAUAUUUUCUUCUGAGAACAACACAGCAUAUAAAUCCUUAUCUUACUGACCCGUUGUUAUGCGUAUCAUGAUGGAACAGAUCUGUCCCCACAUACUUUGUGACCAAUAAAGGUAAUG
Molecule: messenger RNA, 1189 nt
Organism: Cololabis saira (Pacific saury)
Lineage: Eukaryota; Metazoa; Chordata; Actinopteri; Beloniformes; Belonidae
Exons: 6
Coding region: 276-830 (184 amino acids)
Cellular component (GO): cytoplasm; membrane
Source: RefSeq, a predicted model, not a curated record